Molecule: messenger RNA, 12446 nt
Organism: Phlebotomus papatasi
Lineage: Eukaryota; Metazoa; Arthropoda; Insecta; Diptera; Psychodidae
Gene: drn
Product: AN1-type zinc finger protein 6
Exons: 6
Coding region: 5223-5825 (200 amino acids)
Molecular function (GO): zinc ion binding; DNA binding
Source: RefSeq, a predicted model, not a curated record
ACUAAAUGGGCUAUAAAUGAUUAGAUUGAAGCCUAACGCACUCACUAAAAUCAUCACUGCAGUCAAAAGACAUUAAACAAUAACUUUUCUUCACAUUUUUCUGAAGCACUGUUUUGCACUUGAAAAUUUGGAAGAAAAAGCCAUUGAAGUUGAAAAUUGUCAACUUGAAACAUCCCGGCCGGAGCAAGAUAGCAGGUUAUAAGUAUUUGUAUGACGUUCGUCAGAGAAAAGUAGGAGUUCGAUUUCACAUGUUUUGAUGGAUGGAAAGAUAGGAUUUAAAGGCACAGGACAUUAGCAUUUAAAGGCUGCUGCAGGGUGAUAUUUGCAAAUUUUUGCCACCCACAAAAAUUGUGUCAUCUGAACCAAAAUGUAUUAACAGAAAUAUUAAGCCUGAUUAACCUUCUAUGUGUCACAAUGGAAGAUUUAUUUGUAAAAUGAUUUUUACUGUGAAAAAUCACAUGAUUUGUGGAACAUCAAAAUUACAGUUUAGAGCUCAUUUUCAUUUUUUUGAUCUAGCAUCUAGGAAAUAGGAGCUAGGCUCUCCAUUUUUUGAUGAUUUGUGAGGAUGAUGGAUAGCUACCUAAUAGUUAAUAGAAUAUAAUUUGUGCUUUUGAGAACAACGAAAAAAUCGCAACAUUUAAAGGCUGCUGCAUUUAAAGGCAGACGACUUUCCCCUAAGUCUCAUACGAAAAAUAAAAGAAAAUUCCCAUUAUUCCAAGGCAUGAACAUUCGAAAGGAGAGUACUUUCCCGUACCAAAAAAGGCCAAAAAAUAAACCUGUUUCCCCCUAUCUUUUAAAUGUGUCAAAUGCACGUAUUCUUUGAAGAAAUAGAAAUUUUGGACUAUGAAGAAAAUAAAAAUAGAAAUUUUGUCACUUGAAAAUUUAAUUUUUUUUUAUCAAUUUUUAGAGACAAAGAUAUACGUAAAACAUGCAUGUCUCAUUUUUUCUCUCCUUCACAAAAGUUCCAUUUCAAAAUCGGGUUUUCUAUUGUAAUCUCGAAAUCAUGUUAUGCUUUUUCGCUACUUUUAGGUUUAUUUUGUAACUUCGCGGAUCGCGGUGUGUUCGUGGAUUUUAGUGGGCCGCGGAAUUUUUCGUGUAUUUGCGUGGAUCGCGGUGUUGCUCCCGGAUUUUCUCGGAUCGCGGAAUCGUUCACGAAUUUUCGCGAACCGCGAAAUUUCUCGCGGAUCGCGGAGUCUUUUGCGGACCGAAGAAUUUCUGACGGAUUUACGCAGCCGGCAGAAUUUAUUGUGGAUUUUCCCGGACCGUGGAUUUUUUCGCGGAUUUUUGAAGAUCGCAGUAUUACUCGCGGAUUGCGGAAUAGUUUCUGAGCCAUUUUGGCAUUAAAGUUUUACAUGUAUUUUUGUGCAUUUCUGACAAUCGAAUUUGCACUCUUCAAUUUUCAACGACCUCGAGUUGCACGCAUUUCGAGGUUUCCUGUAAUGAAUCUCAGCUAGCAUCAGGUCAUCUGGACUGGACUUCGAUUUUGCCCCCAAUUCGAAUUUGCAAUGAAAGAAUCACACAUAGCAUAAGUCCAUUUAGGCUUAUCACUGACUUUUUUCUUCUCCGAGAAAAAUUAUAUCGGCAUAUUAUGUAGUCACCGAUAUUAGCUGGUUUUGUGAAAUGCCCAUGACGAUUGACGAUUCAUAAUUUUUACGAUUUUCUACAAUUUUUUGAAACAACGAGACUGAUCGUGAAAAUCAUAAAAAUUCGCUAAGCUGUAAUUCAUAAGAUUUCUCACACAGGGGAUGAGUUUUGUUGUUUUGUAUUCUUUUUUCUCCUCCGCCUGAUCGCAGAAAACUGCAGGCGUGCUGAAGGUCAGAGAGAAAAGGAAAGACAUGGUGAAAAAUGCGACGCGUAAUCUUGUGGCGAAUUGCUGAACAAUUUUGAGUAGAAUUUCUCGGAAGCUCGGAAAGCUAUCAAAAGCUCAUAAAAAUUUCCAAUUUGGAGCAUGUUGUUUAAAAUUUAAUUGCAAAAAAACUAUUAGGAGUUUCUCCAAUUCUAAUGUACCAUUUGAAAGCUAAUGAAAUGUAGAUUGGUACAAAAAUAAUUAUUAAUUCGGAAAAAAUGAUAUUCUCGGUACAAAGAUGCAAUGAAAACUGUCAUUUUUUGGACAAUUUUCAAUUGAAAAAUACUUGGAAAAUUUGUAUGAAAAGUGAAAGAAGUGAAACAGGCAUUUUGUAGAGCAUGUCUUUAGGAACAAAAUUAAAAAAAAAAUAUACCUCUCUAUCUUUCAUAUUCUAGGAGAUAAUGCAGCUUCUUUGUGGCAUGUUUUAGGAGUAUACGAAUGUUUGGAAAAUUAUAUUACGAAAGCAAAACAGUUUUUCAAAAAAUUAAAACAGGGAAUUCAAAGAUAAUAUAAAAAACUACCCUCAGUUAAAUUUUCAAGGAAAUAUCUCAAAAAUUGUAAGACUUGAUACACUUUUAAUUUUGGGUUUUUGUAUGGAGACGCCAUUUUCUGGCUUUUCGAUCCUCUUAAGUAAGGCACUAUAGAACCAAAAAUCUUUUUAUUUGCUUAUAACACUCUUGGUCCCAUAAUUGAGAUUACUAUAAGUAAAGUGGCGCACUGUUAAGGAUCUUAAGAGCUCCUUUAGGAAUUUCUACAGAAAAUUAUCACUUUAAGUCUUUUAAAAGUGCACUAAAAGACUUGUUUAAUACUUGGUUCUAUAAGGCAGUUAUUUUGCUUCUUGGGGUCUUUCCUCCUUCAGUAAUCUCGUUUUGACCCUUUUGACCACUAUCCAAAAAAUCCAUUUAAGACUGUUUAUAUUAUAGAAUUAUUCAAAAAGUAGUACAUAUUAUUACUAAACUCUAGUUGUUGUUUUUUUUUUUUUUUUGAUAAAACGUGUUAUUCAUUGGUUAUUUUGAAAGUGGCAAAAAGUAGUUAGUACAUCCUGAAAUAUUAUUCCCUAUACUUGAAAAACAAAAUUUAAAAGAAAACAAUCUUGUUGUACCUUGGUGUUAAUUUACAGUCUAGGAGGGUUCACACCUCAUUUCUCUGCAGUACGUUUAAUAAAUAAGAAAAAUUAAUAUAUGAAAAUAUAUGAACAAUUUGUGUAAAUUGAAGUGUGGCAAUUUUUACGUCUCAUGGUAUUUUCCUCACUAUUUCAUAUAAUAUUUAUCAUUAUUAUCGUCAUCAUCUCAUGAUUCUCACUUUUGAAUGCGACGCAGAGCAAAAAGGAGGAGAGGACACGAGAGCAGGGAAUAAAAGAAAGACAUUCGCAGCAAAUAUUGAACUUUUAUAUGUGGUUAUACAGAUAUAAAACGUAUAAACAAAUUUUGUGCCGUUGUCAUGCCAUUAACUUAAGGCAGUCCAGUCCAGUCCAGAUCAAUAUGUACUUUGUAUACAUAUAUUACUAUAUACAGUACAAAACCAUAUACCUAUAAGAUGUGAAUAUAAAUUUAAGAAUUUCAAAGUGUAGCGUCUGUGAUGUACAUCGUAUGUAUAAACGAGAGAUACAGAGAGAGAGAGAGAAGUUUAUAUAUAUAAAAUUUUAAUUCAUAUUAUCUCAAUAGUUUUAAAUAUAUAGAGAAAAACAUAAAUAUGUGGAUAGAAAUGGAAGGAGAAGUUCAGUUGCAUACAUGAUGAAAAUGUUAUUAUAUAUACAGAUUUCCCCUCUUUGUGCUAUCUACGUGGUGUGCUAUGUAUGUGUUGUGCUUGAAGAAAUGGGAAAUCAGCAUUGUCACGCCAGCAUUGAUGGCAGUGGCGUGCUUGUAUAAAGAAAAUCACACAGGAAAGCUGGUUGGGAACAAUUCAGGCCAGAGAAUGAAGUCAGUCUAAAUUGAGAGCUUGUCGAGUGAAGAACUUGAAGAAGAUAAAUUCUCAUACAUAUACUUUGCUGUAUAGUCUGUUUUUUUUUUUUAAUUCAAUAUCAAAGAGAAUUUCACAGCAAAGAUAAUUGCGUAAUUUUUUCUAAUGUAAAGUUUCUUUCACAAUUUUCUGCGAAAUUGGUGUUACUCCAGACACAAUAUAUAUUUAUAUAUGUGGGAGAGAGAACAUUUCAUUGCGUUAAAUAAGAUUUCUUUUAUCUUCAACUGAGAAAGGUAAAAAAAAGAGCAAGGUAAAAACAUAAAAUUGUGUGAAAUCUUCAGCAUCACAUGGAUUUUGGUAGACAGUUAAAAGUCCAGCCAAAAUUUAGUUCACGGCGCAAAAGUGCUUCAUUAAGAAGAAAGAGAAACGUAACGUGGCAAUUUAGUUGAUAAAUUUUACCAGUGUUUUUCUGAUAAGUGCGUAUACUUCCAAAUCAUCCUGAUUCAGUAUAUGAACAAAUGAAAUUUCCGCUAUAUAGUACACCUAGAAUUUCCAUAUCUUGGAAAAGUUGACAAACAUUUAAAAAAAAAAAGUGGUGAAAACGGUGAAAAUAACCGAAAAUUUGUAUCGUCAGCAACAUAGUGGUUAUAGUGAAUUAGAGAAAAACAGGAAUAACUUGUGAGGAAGUUUAUGUAAAAUAUAUUUAUCUGUUUUUCUGAAUAUAAAUUGAAGUGGAAAAAGUGGUGCUUUUGGUUUGUGUUUCUUCGAAACAAUUUAGCAAGAAAGUGGGAAGUAACGAAUGUUAACUAUACAAUACACAGUUAACAAUAAGACAACUAAGUGAUCAAUAUUUUUCAUUGGAAUUUACCAGUUUGCCAACAAUUUUCGUCUUUCUUUAUACUUAUCCAUCCUCAAUUACAUUCUUGACACUGGGUGACACCACCAAGUCAUUGGUAGGAGUGUGAAUGCAAUAGGUGGAAAAUAUAUUUGCGAAAUAAGCAGUUGCCUAAAGGACACUCAUCAACUUUGACAAGUUAAUGAGAAAUUGAUGUGAAAAUCAGCACAAAUUUGCAAGUCAUCAGUUUACACAGUGGAUUUAAAAUCCCUUCUAAAAGUAUGCAGAAAAUUAACAAUUAGGACAAUUUUAAUAAGAGUAGAAAGAAAAGUGGACUUUGAUGAGAUUACUACAAUUUAAAGAGAGAGAAAAAAAAAACAAAUCUCGGUGUAUGUGUUAUUAGAAUAAUUCUUGAAAAUUCAAAGAGGAGGUUACAUAAAUUGGAGCAGUGUAAUACUGGCACGGUGAAGAAUUGUGAUUAAUAUCGUGUAAAAGAAACAAAAAGAAACACAGUGAUAAAAUUGAGGACUGUUUGCUGCAAAAAUUAUCAAAAGAAAAACAAAUCAGCAAAAUAUCUUUUAUAAAUAUUACCCAAAAAUUGCGAAAAUUUGACGACAAUUUGAGUGAGAGAGAAAGAAGAUCAUGGAACGUGAGUCAAAUCCAAUGCAACCAAUGUGCAGAUCUGGAUGUGGAUUCUAUGGAAAUCCAGCCACAGAUGGACUCUGUUCAGUCUGCUACAAAGAUUCACUGAGAAAAAAGCAACAGCCACCUGUUAGCAGUACUCCUGUUCCUGCUUCAACCAGCCCCUCUGGUGGAUCCAGUAAUGUUGGCACAGUUACAGUUGUCUCACAGACGCAAACACAGAAUUUCGCCAGCGCGGUUACAGUCACUAGUACAGCUCAGCCAACAGUGCAAAGUUUGCAACAGCACAAUGAAAUUAAAGAUAAAUUACCCAGCGACGACUCCUCUUCCAAUUCAAGUGCAGGCCCAUCUGCCACGGGCAACAAUGAACAGGAUGAUAAGGAGGAUAAAGAGUCAAAGAAGAAGAAGAACCGUUGUGCCGUUUGCCGUAAAAAGGUUGGAUUGACAGGUAAGGGUUUUGAAUGUCGCUGUGGCGGUUUGUACUGCGCCAUCCAUAGAUAUAGUGAUAAACACGACUGUACAUUUGAUUAUCGAGAACACGGAGCUCAAGAAAUUAGGCGCAAUAAUCCCGUUGUAGUUGGUGAAAAAAUUCAAAAAAUUUGAACUCUCGUGCCAUCAUUUCAAUGUAAUAAUCAAUAUAUAAUAUUAAAAAAAAAACUAUAAUUAUAUUAAAAUGAGAAAUUAAUUGAUUUAAGUAAGGAAACUGAGAACGUUUUGAGAAAAAAAGUAAAGAAAACAUUACAUAUGCAUAUAAUUAUAUAUUAACUAUUAAUUCAUUAAAAAAAAAUAUUGAAAAAAAACCUUGCGAAAAUUCUUUUUAAUUUGUUUCAGAAAAAAAAAUAAAAAGAGUCCUAUACCAUCUUAGAAGACAUGUUCGGAAAAUAAAUUUUAAAGAAAAUGGAAAACAUUAGGAAUGAAAUUCUCAUAAAGCAUAAAACAUGUUUCAGUCUUUUUUUGUAGUGAUAAUCUUUUUCUUUUCCUUAAAACAAAAAAUAAAAUUACAAACCAAAAUGGUUAGAAAUGCAUUAUUAAAAGAAACAUAACUGAAUACCCUUAUUAAAUUUACGACCUCUGCAACAGGAAUAACUUGAGUAACAUGAACCAAACUUACACUUUUUUUGUUUUUUUUUUUAAUUUUUCAUUUACAUAACACAUUACACCUCAAUUUCCAGCGAUAGGAAGUCUUUUUUACACUGUGUACAGAAUUAAAAUGUUCUAACAGGCUACAGCUAUUUAAAAUAAAAAAAAAAGAAGUGAAAUAAAUGGCGAAUAAUCCACAAACAUCAAACUAAUCAGAAUUUGACUUGCAUAUAGUAAUAGAAAAAAAUUAUUUAUAUAUAUAAACAUUUAUAUAUUGUAACUUGAAUGAAAUAUACAGGAAGUGGAUAUAUAGUUAAGUCGUAUCGAGGAAAAAUUAUGAUGGAUUAUUGGUCUAAAAGAAAAACUACAAGAUAAAAACUAAAUGUUUUAUAUUAAAAUAUAAGUUUGAUUAAAGCGAAAAAAAGAUGAAAAAAAAAUUACACACAGAAAUGUGAGAGGAUUUUGAGUACGAGUGUAACAUUGUAGUGAGUAAAUGUACAAUGCUGGCAAGAAUAUUCUUUACAGAGUAAACAUUAAUGGUAAUGAUGAAGCAAAAGGACAAAAAAAAAUGAUAAGUUGCAAAUUAUGAAGGAAAAUAAAAAUCUUGUGGGUGAAAAUAAAAAUGAGAACGCGAAGAGUCAGGAAAGCCUCAAAACAGCACACAAAUCGUGUGUACGGGAUUUGCGUGUAAAUGUUUAUUAUUCUUUGUAAAGUUAAGAUAUUUUAUUAUUCUAUUAGUUUUUUUUCUGGUAAUAGAAAACCACUGGACAGGCCACAGAUAGGGGUCACAAAUCUAAACACAGAUAUUGUUUUUUUUUUUCUGAAGACCUAUCACUCAAUAAUCUGGGAAAGAACACUAAUCACUAAAGAUAUUUUUAAAGUCAAAAAGAGCUGACAAAGAGGAGAUAAAGAAACGUAGAAAAAAACGCGUGACGAUGUUGCCUGACGAUAUUUCAGUUAAACAUUAUCACUCAACAUUUCGGAUUAUUUAAAUUUUUUCACGAGAAAUUUGUAGCGAAGAAAAAAGUUUUCAGCGCCAAUUGUUGUAUAAAUAUUGCCAAAUUACCCUAUUCUCGUUCCCCUUUUAUUAAUCGGAUGGUUUAACAUUUAGAACAUUUCUAAAUUUCUUUUAUUUCAGGAUUUAUGGUGUCUACACACUAUGAGCAAUUUUCGUCAAAAAUUGCCUUUUCUUUUAAAUUGACUGCCUACAAUGAUAGGGAAAAUUUUCUUUAAAAAAAUCUUUUUUUUUUUAAUUUUUUUUCAAGUGUGUAGAGACCUUUAGAACCUUUAGGGAUAAAUCACAUUGAUCGUCAAAUUUUUACCGUCACCGCCAAAAAAUAAGGUUUUUUUUUUUUUACAAAUUUACGCAUUUUUAUCCUAAAUACUCAAUUUAUAAAUUUCUUCAUGCUGGAAAUGUUUGAAACGUUGGAUAAAACAUUUUUAACUUUCGUAUUUUUUCGUAAAUUAAAGAAACUAAGAAGUGUUGAGGGUAAAGAAUUACCGGUCACUGUUAUUUAGCCCUCAGGCUGAUCUUCGAGAAUAUUUAGCUCUUGACAUUAAAGGAUUAGGUAAAAGAAAUUAUGCAAAGGAUCUCUAAUCGAUGAUCGCUAUCAGUGUAUAACUGUUUGGGACGAAUCUUUACUGUCUGUCAAGUUUUACAAGCUAAAUAUUUUCGAGGAUGAGCCUGAGACUAUUUAGGCCCUGAGAGCAUCAAAAUGGAUUAGUGGUAGAUCCUCAGCAGUGCGACUUGAAUGUUUUGAUUCGAAAAUCUUUCUUAAUUCGACAAAAAAAUUUUGAUAUAUCGAAUUCUUUCGCACCUAUCUAGCUGCAGCAAAUUAACGGUUUUGAAAUAAGAAAUGCGAUUUUCAUGCUUCAUUUCGACCGUAGCCUGAAAAGAUCAGAUUUUGUCUGAAGAAAGAGCUUGAUCACUGAUUGAUCGUAGAUUUUUACCACUUUACACGAUUCUGUGAAGCAACUGAAGCCAUUUACAGCGUCGGAUUAGAUUAAGAUUGAUACUAAUUUUAUCAUUAUAAACCGAAAGUUUAAUCUCGCUUGAUGAUUUGAAAUGAAUUGGAUUGGAUGCAACCUAUCCCACACUUAUUCAAUAAAAUUGUUGCAAUGUACUAAAAGGAACUUAGUGCGGCAGUGGGGUACCUUUGAAUUGGAGCAUCUUUGGAACAGGAUUCUUUUCUCCUAUUUUCAAAUGGAACUAAGCCUUAUCAUAAUGCAAUUUAGCUUCACAAUAGGUUUGUGGAACUAAAUUAUAUCAUGGUACGGUCCAGUUUCAAUCAGAAAUAGGACAAAAAGCCCUAUUUCAAAGUGGCCCCUAAUUCAAAGGUACCCCCACUUCCUUCUCUUAUUUGACAUCAGAGAAGUAAUUCACGAGCGUAACCAGAUAAUUUGUUGAUUGGUUACUCGUUAAUAUAUUUUAUAAAGGUAAUUUUGCCACCCUGCUCAAAAGAAGAGAAAGUGUCUCGGAUUAAUACUUAAUGAAGUGUUGUACGAGAUAAUUGCUUUUGGCCAUGCACUGAGAAAAAAACGGGAGUGCGAUUAACUUUUUUUCCUCAUUACACUUUUUAGGUGUAAAAAUAUAUCAACAUUUUUUAAUGUUAAUUUUACGCCUUUUUAAAGGUAAAAUUAACAUGACAAAGAGUAACUUUAACCCCUAAUACACCUAAAAAGCAUACUUUUUACAUCGAUUUCGGAUCAAUACUGUAGGGUAAAAUAAACAUUUCCGGAAUGUUAUUUUAACUUUUUCGGAUUUCUCUCAGUGUGGCUUAAAUUCCGAUUAAUCAGGCAAUAGACGACCGAAAUAGACAGUAACCAGUUACCAGUUGUGACUGGUAAUUUUCAAGAAUUUGACCUAAGUUUUUUUUUAAUUAUGCAGGAAGAAAAUAAGUAUUUCAGUGUCAUUAUCUCCUAAAAAGAAUAACUAUUUAUCAAAUUUAAAAUUCCAUAAUUUUAAUCUAUUUGUAGUGUCCAACUUUACCCUGAAAGUGUCCAAAAUUACAAGCACUUCUCUACUAAAAAAUCUUGCAAAUUCUAUUUAAUUUCAUUUUAUUUCUUUAUGUUUUUUUUAAUUGCCUUUUGGGAAGUAUCAAAUUCGCUGCUUUAAAUAAAAUUCUAACCUCAGGAAAAGUCUUGCCCAUAUGGAUAAUUCAAAAGAUAAGGCCGAAUGACCUAAUUCCCCUAAUUCAGAACAUGCUUUAAAUGCGACUUUUUUUUAUUAAAACUUCUCAAUAGGAAAGGUUUUUAGAUUUAUCUAGAGUGCAAAGAACCAAUAAGAUUGUGGCAUAGAUAAUUACGAAAAUAAGGGUGGUCUGAUACUUUAUCGUUGAAACGAGCACUAGAAGGUCCGUAAAACUUCUAGAAAUUGUCAAGAUUGGUGUGAAAUAUCUGAAUAUCAAGUUCUGAAUUAGGCUAUUCUACCCUAAUCUAACAAGAUUAGAUUUGGAUUUAGGGCAAUUCCAAUCACAAUCUGAUCCGGCAGUGUAAAUAGCCAUUUUCUUGUUUUGGAAGAACAGAAGAAAAUUAAUAAUUUAUGAGACAAUUUCACUCGCAAAUUGUUUGAGAAAUCUAAUCAGUUGAAUAGUGGGGGCGGUAUCAAGCUCUACUCUGAAGAUCGUAUUAGACCAGGAAAAAAAGAUAAUUUUUCGACUUGAUAUACUUCAGGCAAGACAAAAUUCAGUGUUGGCUAAUUCAAAUGAGACAGAUCACUGCUAGAUAAGACAUACAGUCUAAUUUAAUUUAUGAAAAAAGAACGAAAAGGGUUAAAAUUUAGGCCCAGUUGUAGGCCUUAGGUUCAGUAUGUGCUAAUAUCAAUUCUCAUAGAUACUCUUUUUCAAAUUGAACAGGGGUUAGUUGCGCAAUUUUCUCAUUCGUCAAAUUGUUACUAAAUCAAAAUUACAAAGAAUCAUGUUCUGAUUCUUAAAAAAAAAACAACUAGUUUUAAAGGCCAAAAAGAAAUAAAUUUCUUAUAUCAUUUUGACUUCCAAUGAAAAAUUUCUAGAAAUCAAAAUAAUGUCCUCUUUGCGACAGCUAUUUCAAAAAUCUACUAUUUCCAAAUCCACAAAAAAAAAUCACAAUUCAUUCACGAACUUUAGCAAUAGUCACACAAAUGGGGAAAAUGGGAACUAACAAUAAAACAUAGACACUGCUAAAGUAAAGAAAAGGAAAUCUUUAUACUAAAAAAAAAAUCAAUGAAUUUGUCCACAAUUUAGUAGAAAAAUAUUUGUUUUAUAAAAUUUAUUCUAUACAAUUUAUGUUUGUUAUUAUUACAUAUUACAUGCAAAUACACAAUUAAUAGUCUAUUGAUAUCUUUUCUUUUAUCAUUAGUCUUAGAAAGAAAAUCAAGGGAUAGAAAUUUGAGACUUUUGAUCAUACUAGGAGAGAUAUCAUUAAAUUUAAUAAAAGGAGAAAAAAAUCAUGUUUAUGGUGUAAUUCAGUGCUUUUUAACAAUUUUUUUUUGUUUGUUGUUGAUGCUUUUCGUUCCAAUUCAGAGACAUACACAAGAAUUGAAAGACAAAAUUUAUUCAAUGAAUGUAUAGGAAAGAAAAUCACUUUCACCCUGCUUUAAAGAGAAGAGGAAAAAAAAUCAUGAAAAAUUUGAAGAAUAAAAAAAAUGCGUGCAAUUGAUUUUUAUUUUUAAUAAGAAAAAAAAAACCAAGAAAAUUACAAAAAAAAAAUCACACUAAACAUUUACUCUUUAUUUUGCUACUUGUACUGCAUAUUGUAGUAAUUGCAACUUAAAUGUUUAUUGAACUGAUAUAGUAACAAGUAAAGAAAAAAAAGAUAAUGCAAAAAAAAUGGAUUUCUUAAGAAAAGGAAAACUUAAGUCAUAAAAGAAUUAAUAAAAGUAUAAUUAUCGUGUGAGUGAUAAGGAGAAAUAUAAGUGAAAAAAAAUAUUAACAUGAAAUAUUAAUUGCGCACUAUUUGAAGAUGGUAUAUAUUUUCGAUAUAUAGAAAAAAUAUAGAGUUGACAAAAAAACGCCAUUGAGAAAAAGAUUGAAAAAAGUUUUAAAAAGAAUUUUACUUUGAUAAUUCACAUUUUCUUCGCAGAAGCAGACAUUUUCUUGAGAAGAAUAAAACUGAAAUUAAAUUGACAAAAAAAACUACACAUAAUUUCUUCUUCGUGAUUUUCAAAAUAAAAUUCAAUACAUUUUUUCUGUAAUAUUUUCAAAUUUGCCGAAAAAAAGGAGUAGCUGAAAAUUUCCUUCAAUAGUUAAAUAAACAAAAAAAUAAUGAGAGAAGAAAAAUAAAAAAAGAUAUAUAAGAGAAAAUCUAUUUUGUACACUAUUUAUCUGUUCCAUGUGGAUAUUUUUUAAAUCAUUUAUCCCACAACAAUUGUAUACAUGAUUAAAUUGUAAUUAAGAAGAGAGGAGAUGAAAAGUGAAAGGAAAACAAGGAAAUGUAUUGAAUUUUGAUGAAAACAAAUAACUGAUUAAAUGAAGAAGUUGUUAAAUGUUAAGAGGCAUAAAAUAGUAAAUGCGCAUUGACUUAAAAGCCACUCACAAUUUCUUACAUGUUCCACCGUGUUUACACAAUUUUUGCAAAAAGCUAAAAGAAACAAAGAAAAAAAAACUAUUGAGGUCAUACCGAAUGGCCGAAUACACGAUCUUCUCUUGCGAUGUGGUUCAUCAUUAUUAAUUUUCACUAUCAAUUUCUUGUAACGGAUUAUUACUGACGGUCUCUAGUUGAAUCCUUGGAUAAAAAAAAUCAUUAAAAAAAACUAGUGCUUGACUUUAGAUAGUUCUUUUUCGUUUUAUUAUUUCUUUGUCUGCUUUAACACGUAUAUUUACUACAAGAGUUAUUAUUCAAAACGAAAAUUUAAAAAAAAAUGUAAAGAGAUAAAAAAAACAUGUAAAGUCGUAUAAACUUAAUGAAGAGAUCAUAACAUUCAACAUAAAGAACAAGUGAAACAAUAAGAGAAUGGAAAAAAUUGUAAAUAAUUUGUAGGAAAAUUUUCAUUUUAUUAGUUUGUUAGUUUAUAUGAAAAAAAAAAUUAUGGAAAGAAAAAAAAAGAAGCAAAAAAAUGGAAUUAUAUACAUAAAUACAUUAUUAAUUAUAUGCAAAUAAUUUUUUGUUUGGUUCUUCAACAAUUUAAUUACAAAAACUGAAAAAAAAUAAAGUAUCGUACUAGAAAUA